AUGUUGGAAAAGUUUGUUCGGGCGCAGACUGGAAGUGGCCAUGGACAUUCUCAUGGACAUGCCCAUCCUUCGCCGCCCGUGCAGAAUGGCGGGGCAUCACCGGCAUCGAGCAAGACUACUAUAGCGAGGAAGCGAACUGUUUUCAAGGAGGACAAAGACGAAGCGGGCAUGCCUGAAGAGGAACCGAUGGUACUCAAGGAACCGGGUAAGAAGCCCAUUGCAGCUGCUGGUUUCCUCAACUUGGCUGCGGAUUUCUCGCAUAACUUUACCGACGGCUUAGCUAUCGGUGCCACUUUCCUGCGCGGUACGGGCUGGACCACAACGGUGGCAAUGUUGCUGCACGAAUUGCCUCAUGAGAUCGGAGACUUUGCUAUCCUCAUCCAGUCUGGUUUCACUCGACGUGAAGCUAUGAUCACGCAACUGUUGACUGCCAUUGGAGCCAUGAUUGGCACGAUCAUCGGUCUGCUCAUGGAAGGCGCCGGCGACUCGAGUUCCGUGUGGAUCUCACCGUUCACGGCAGGUGGCUUUAUCUACAUUGCAUGUACCAGCGUCAUGCCGGAGCUACUGGAAGACUGUUCUCUAGCCCAGUCACUGAAAGAGGCUGGCGCUAUGUGUGCUGGCAUUGGGCUCAUGACCCUCAUUGCGUUGAGCGAAUAG
Molecule: messenger RNA, 657 nt
Organism: Phytophthora infestans T30-4
Lineage: Eukaryota; Oomycota; Peronosporomycetes; Peronosporales; Peronosporaceae
Product: Zinc (Zn2)-Iron (Fe2) Permease (ZIP) Family
Exons: 1
Coding region: 1-657 (218 amino acids)
Biological process (GO): intracellular zinc ion homeostasis; zinc ion transmembrane transport
Cellular component (GO): membrane
Molecular function (GO): zinc ion transmembrane transporter activity
Source: RefSeq, a predicted model, not a curated record